GUUGUCUGAGAGGAAAUGCAGAGGAAUGAGGCUGGCACAGCGCCCACUGCAGUCCUGAAAUCACGCCUCCCUCACUUCCCCUCUAAUUGGUUCCGCACGAGCUACCGUGGAGAGCUCACCUGCUUUAAUUGCACUAUCGCGACAAGUUGGCCAAGUGACGUCGAUGCGACUGGUCGACCACUUGCAGCCGUCGUCGGACUGAUCUGAGGAGCGGAUGCUUGUGCACAGGAAGGGACUGCAGCAGUAGUCGCGCGACCCGAGGGACGUGCUGCACACCAGGCCGACAGUCUGCAGCAGCAGCAGCAGCAGCGGGCAUCUCAGCCUGUGGAGGGCUGCAGGACAGAGCACUGAGAGCGCGUGGACAUGGACCCAGUAAACUAAAUGUGAAUCUGCUUCAUCUUUGAGCUCCCACGACAGGAGUGCACAGACUCUUUUACGCGUGGGUAAAAAACUCCUGGGCUCGGCUGUUUUUGUUUUUUCCCCUCUGCUCUCUGCUUGGAGCUGCUUCAUCGUUAUUCUCUGCGUCGGCUGGCACACUGACUCCAUCAGCGUUGAAGACAAGUGGUCGGUGCGCCCCUGCUUUUGGAGCCAUGGGUUGUACAGUGAGCGCCGAGGAUAAGGCUGCCGCGGAGAGGUCAAAGAUGAUUGACAAAAACCUCCGAGAGGACGGAGAGAAGGCAGCCAGAGAAGUGAAACUGCUUUUAUUAGGCGCUGGGGAGUCCGGGAAGAGCACCAUCGUAAAGCAGAUGAAGAUCAUCCAUGAAGAUGGCUACUCAGAAGACGAGUGCAAGCAGUACAGAGCAGUGGUUUAUAGCAAUACCAUCCAGUCUAUCAUGGCCAUUGUUAAAGCCAUGGCCAGUCUCAAGAUAGACUACAGCGACCCUGGCAGAGUGGACGACGCCCAGCAGCUCUUCGCUCUGUCUGCAGCCGCUGAAGAACAGGGCAUCUUCCCUGAUGAUCUGUCCAGCUUGAUCCGGCGGUUGUGGGGUGACAGCGGCAUACAGAGCUGCUUCACACGAUCACGAGAGUACCAACUCAACGACUCUGCAGCAUAUUACCUGAAUGACCUGGAGAGGAUAGCUAAAGCAGAUUACAUCCCCACCCAGCAGGACGUGCUGCGAACUCGGGUCAAGACCACUGGCAUUGUGGAGACUCACUUCACUUUCAAGGAACUGCACUUCAAAAUGUUUGACGUGGGAGGCCAGCGCUCGGAGAGAAAGAAGUGGAUCCACUGUUUCGAAGGAGUGACAGCCAUUAUUUUUUGUGUCGCGCUGAGUGCUUAUGACCUGGUGCUGGCGGAGGAUGAGGAGAUGAACCGAAUGCACGAGAGCAUGAAGUUGUUUGACUCCAUCUGCAACAACAAGUGGUUCACCGAGACCUCCAUCAUCCUCUUCCUCAACAAGAAGGAUCUCUUUGAGGAGAAGAUUACCCGCAGCCCUCUUACCAUCUGCUUCCCAGAGUACACAGGAGCCAACAAGUUUGACGAAGCAGCCAGUUACAUCCAGACCAAGUUUGAGGAUCUGAACAAGAAAAAGGACACAAAGGAGAUCUACACCCACUUCACCUGUGCCACUGACACCAAGAACGUGCAGUUUGUCUUCGACGCCGUCACCGACGUCAUUAUUAAGAACAACCUGAAAGACUGCGGUCUUUUCUAAAGGAGAAUGCCUGACGCACACAGACUGCAUGAGAGACUGCAACAGCCAUGUGAUGAUUACUGCUUUUCAUAAUGAAAACCAUAACAGACUUGAUUCCUAGAGGGGAAAUCUUAAAGAACUUCAACAAUCACUGAUUUGCAACCAUCACAUUCUCCGUCAAUUGUGUUAAUAUUUUUGUUUUUAUAUAUUUCUUACUGCUCUCGAUCAGGGGUUCUCAUACUAUUCAUUCUGAGUGCCUGGAAAUGGAUGCUUGACAAACUUAUUGGUUUUUAAAUCAGAUUUGUAACCUAAAUUAUAUUAUUCGACCGGCUUAAGUGGAAAAUAAUUGUUGGGCAAGGACAAAUGUAUCAUAAUAAUUACCCAUUAUCUCAUCAUGCCACCUGGCAAAUUAAAAUACGGCAAAAUUCAAGUAUUUUUCAUCCUCAAUAGGCCUUUAAGGACCAGUUUGAGAACCACUUAAACGUUAUUUGAUUUUAUGAGUCUCAUUUUUUGUAUUUAGAUCUCUUUACUUUCUUCUAUCCUGAUUUGCUUUUGGAUUUAGUAUGAAGAUACAGUAACAAAAAACAACAAGUUUUUAUAAAAGAAAAAAAAUCACAUUAACUUAUGUUACCUAAUGUUGGCAUUUUAUGAACCUUUUGACUGCACAGAGCUUAUUUUUAGAAGAAAACAAACAAGCAUGAAGAAUGAAAAUGGACGAAGGGAAGAUGUUUUUUUGUACAAUGUUUACACAGAAUAAAUACUCACAGUUGUACUAUAGUGCAUUGUUCUGCAUGACUGUCCAUAGAUUAGCUCGUUACCCCCUCACAAACUGAAUAACAUUCCUUAAGUAACUUUUUUGAAGAAACAAAACAGAAAUGGUUAUGUGACACUUUUAAGAUAUCUGCAAGAUUUUUAAGUGGUUAUGUCUGUUUUUAACAUGGAUUGUUCUGUAAUAUUUGUUCCAUUCCGAGUCUUUUUACAUAUGUUUGUGCCUUGAUAUCUGUUUACACUUGUUCUUUAGAGACAUGCUAUCUCCAUAGUGUGAAUUAGGGCUAUUUCUACUCCACUUUGGUUCACAUAACCCAUGAUUUACCACGCACCACAACACGGAGACAAGCGGAUGAUAGCCGUUCAUUAAUAUUAAGAUAAAAGUAAUUCACUUGUUAAAUGUAAAUAAAAGUUUGCUCACAUGAU
Centropristis striata (black sea bass) is the source of this 2831-nucleotide messenger RNA. RefSeq names its product guanine nucleotide-binding protein G(i) subunit alpha-2. Bases 591 to 1658 code for a protein of 355 amino acids. The transcript is spliced from 9 exons. Gene Ontology annotation, biological process: gamma-aminobutyric acid signaling pathway; adenylate cyclase-modulating G protein-coupled receptor signaling pathway. The record is from RefSeq and is a predicted model, not a curated record. Lineage: Eukaryota; Metazoa; Chordata; Actinopteri; Perciformes; Serranidae. Gene Ontology annotation, molecular function: G-protein beta/gamma-subunit complex binding; G protein-coupled receptor binding; GTPase activity. Gene Ontology annotation, cellular component: heterotrimeric G-protein complex.